GCUGCUCUUUGACCUCUUACCACCGCCAUGGAUCCAACUCCUCUCUUUCUCUGCAAAAAUUCUACCCCGUCUUUCGAUGUUGAAUAGGAUUAUUCUGCCCAGAUUUGUAUCUCAUAUCUCGAGAAAAUGAUCAUUUGAUUUUUUGGGUAUCAGAUGCAUUCUUUAGUUGGACUAGAGGUGUGGGCCAUUGCUGCGCGCGGCGGGUCCGAGUUCUAUGACUUUGAAGAGUAUGGCUAGCACAUCUUGUUCGAAAAAGACUCGCUCAGUGGCAGCCGCCAGUUGCGGCCAGGGUUGUGGUCACUCACGCGUCCACAUCCUCAAGUUGAACCACCACCACAUCACCACGCCAGAUAACAGACGCGACAGCGAUGGAUUCUUGUAUCGCGAAUAGCACUUCGCAUUCUCAAAGGCCCUCGGCCAACAUUCACCUCAACGAUACACGGACUGAGCUCUUCGGCGGAAAAUCUCACGGCAAUCAUGAUUUCUCGGUCUCAAUCGUUUCCAGCCCCUCGCUUAGUCGACACGAUGGUGCUCAUCUCGAGCUCGAGCUUACUAGUAACAUAUCAGAAGGAAGAGUUGGCCUCGCAUACUCCGCCCGAGUCCUUCACAACACGGCAGACACGGACUUUCCUGACCUCUGCAUCAAAUUGGUGAAGCCAAAAUACGGCAGGACUUUGGCACGAGAAGCCUGGUUUUAUGAGCAACUUUCUCUUGAGCCAGAAUACGAAGGCGCAAUUACGCCACGUUGUUUUGGGUUCUUCACUCCAGUGACGCGUGUUGAACCUUGGGAAAACAGUUACAUUACGAUCGACCCACCCGAGCCACAUUCUGAUCAGACAGAUGAUUCUGACGAGGAAGAGGAUAUUGAUUGGUGGCUUCCUUACGAUCCUCCAGGUCUUGAUGAUUUCUUCAAGGAUGACGAUGGCCUGAAGAGUGGAUCGUCUUGGAACGAAUGA
Messenger RNA from Desarmillaria tabescens, 956 nucleotides. RefSeq lists its product as uncharacterized. Lineage: Eukaryota; Fungi; Basidiomycota; Agaricomycetes; Agaricales; Physalacriaceae. The transcript has 4 exons. The coding region runs from base 369 to 956 and encodes 195 amino acids. The record is from RefSeq and is a predicted model, not a curated record.